This is a messenger RNA of Suillus bovinus, 507 nucleotides long. RefSeq lists its product as uncharacterized. NCBI's taxonomy places the organism in Eukaryota, Fungi, Basidiomycota, Agaricomycetes, Boletales, Suillaceae. The annotation marks the transcript as partial. The record is from RefSeq and is a predicted model, not a curated record. The transcript is spliced from 2 exons.
AAGCACAUGUUCUCUGCUUCCUGGAAGCCUGGUAUUUUUGUUGCAGUGUGCCGUCGUGGAUUCCUUUUGUCCAUAUGCAACAUGGUCCGCAGUGGCAAGCUGAUGAAAUAUCCGCUGGCGACAAUCAACAGAUUGAUGGAUGUUUUUGCCGAGCAGUUCCUUUACGGCUAUGAUAUCAAAUGCGCAUUCCAUUCCAUCCUUCAACGCUCAUCCUUAGGACCUGCUGUACAAGACCUUGGUAUUGAGGGUGUUGUGCCUGGAUUCCAUGGACAUGCCCAUAACCGUCUCUGUCAAGUCCAACAUCACUCUAAGUUCAUGCUUGGCGCUGGCAAAGAGAACUUCGAGACUUGUGAACAAACAUUCUCAGAGUCGAACACCCUGGCACCUGGAAUUCGAAACUCAACAGAGUUUCACAGGCAUCAAGCCCUUGAUGAGCAUUUUUGUUUUGCUGAUCAAGACAAGUAUGCUGCUCUCGGUACGUUCAUUGCCACUGAUCCUGUUGCCUGA